AUGAUAGCGGCGUACAAUGGAAGAUAUAAAGCUGUACAGUUUCUGAUUAAGAUCGGAAGUGAUAUUAAUCAUUUAAACAAUAGUAAAAAUAAUGCUUUAAUAUUAGCGUCAGAAAAAGGCUAUGAUAAGAUUAUGGAUCUGCUAAUAACACAUUAUUCAAGUUUAAAUCAAAUAAAUCAAAAUGGACUUAGUGCACUCAUGUCUGCAUCCCUUAAUGGACAUACUAAAGCAAUAUACAUUCUUUUGAAUAGAAAAGCAGAUGUUAAUCUAACCAACAAACAUAAUAAGAAUGCAUUAAUUUUUGCAUCUCAAAAUGGAAAUUACAAAUGUGUAGAGAUACUUUUGAAAUAUAAGGCGGAUGUACGUCAAACAGAUAAUAACGGAAGAAAUUCUCUAAUGAUUGCAUCACACAAUGGGCAUGAUAAAGUGGUUGAUAUUCUACUUAAGCAUGGAGCAGACGUAAACUAUAUCAAUCAAGAUGAAAAUAAUGCAUUAAUAUGUGCAAGCUUUAAUGUGCAUACUAAAAUAGCAAAUAUGCUUAUUAAAAAAGGAGCAGAUGUAAAUCAUGUAGAUUCAUAUGGUGAUGAUGCAUUAAUUAUGGCCUCUCAAAACGGACAUGAUAAAUGUGUAGAAAUUCUUUUGAAGAAUGAGGCGGAAGUACAUAAAACAAAUAAAAAUGGAAGAAAUGCCUUAAUGUGUGCAUCACUUAAUGGACAUGAGAAAGUGGUGGAUAUUUUACUUAGAAAUGGAGCUACAGUAAAUGAUGUAGAUUCAUAUGGUAAUGAUUCAUUAAUGUUAGCAGCUGGAAAAGGAAAUUAUAAAUGUGUAGACAUACUUUUGAAGUAUGAGGCGAAUGGACAUAAAACAAAUAAAGAUAGAAGAAAUGCCUUAAUGCGUGCCUCACUUAAUGGACAUGAAAAUGUGGCUGAUGUUUUGCUUAAGCAUGGAGCAGACGUAAAAUAUAUCAAUCAAGAUAAAUAUAAUGCAUUAAAAUGUGAAAGCUAUAAUGGGCAUACUACAAUAGUAGAUAUGCUCAUUAAAAAGAGAGCAGAUGUAAAUCAUGUAGAUUCAGGUGGUAAUAAUGCAUUAUUGAUGGCCUCUCAAAACGGACAUGAUAAAUGUGUAGAGAUUCUUUUGAAGAAUGAGGCGGAUGUAAAUAAAACAAAUAAAAAUGGAAGAACUGCCUUAAUGUGGGCAUCACUUAAUGGACAUGAAAAUGUGGUUGAUGUUUUGCUUGAGCAUGGAGCAGACGUAAACUAUGUCAACCAAGAAGGACAUAAUGCAUUAAUGUUUGCAAGUUUUAAAUGGCAUACUAAAAUAGUAGAUAUGCUCAUUAAAAAGGGAACAGAUGUAAAUUAUGUAGAUUCAUAUGGUGAUGAUGCAUUAAUGAUGGCCUCUCACAACGGACAUGAUAAAUGUGUAGAGAUGCUUUUGAAGAAUGAGGCGGAAGUACAUAAAACAUAUAAAAAUGGAAGAACUGCCUUAAUGUGGGCAUCACUUAAUGGACAUGAGAAAGUGGUGGAUAUUUUACUUAGAAAUGGAGCUACAGUAAAUGAUGUAGAUUCAUAUGGUAAUGAUUCAUUAAUGUUAGCAGCUGGAAAAGGAAAUUAUAAAUGUGUAGACAUACUUUUGAAGUAUGAGGCGAAUGGACAUAAAACAAAUAAAGAUAGAAGAAAUGCCUUAAUGUGUGCAUCAAUUAAUGGACAUGAGAAAGUGGUGGAUAUUUUACUUAGAAAUGGAGAUACAGUAAAUCAUGUGGAUAAAAAUGGUAAUGAUUCAUUAAUGUUAGCAGCUGGAAAAGGACAUUAUAAAUGUGUAAACAUACUUUUGAAGUAUGAGGCGAAUGGACAUAAAACAAAUAAAGAUGGAAGAAAUGCCUUAAUGCGUGCCUCACUUAAUGGACAUGAAAAUGUGGUUGAUGUUUUGCUUAGAAAUGGAGCUACAGUAAAUGAUGUGGAUACAGAUGGUAUUGAUGCAUUAAUGUUAGCAGCAGGAAAAAAUUAUUAUAAAUGUGUAGACAUACUUUUAAAGUAUGAGGCGAAUGUAAAUAAAACAAAUAAAGAUGGAAGAAAUGCCUUAAUGCAUGCCUCACUUAAUGGAUAUGAAAAUGUGGUUGAUGUUUUGCUUAAGCAUGGAUCAGACGUAAACUAUGUCAACCAAGAAGGACAUAAUGCAUUAAUGUUUGCAAGCUUUAAUGGGCAUACUAAAAUAGUUGAUAUGCUCAUUAAAAAGAGAGCAGAUGUAAAUCAUGUAGAUUCAUAUGGUUUUGCUGCAUUAAUGAUAGCCUCUCAAAACGGACAUGAUAAAUGUGUAGAGAUGCUUUUGAAGAAUGAGGCGGAAGUACAUAAAACAAAUAAAAAUGGAAGUAAUGCCUUAAUGUAUGCAUCACUUAAUGGGCAUGAGAAAGUGGUGGAUAUUUUACUUCGAAAUGGAGCUACAGUAAAUGAUGUAGAUUCAUAUGGUAAUGAUUCAUUAAUGUUAGCAGCUGGAAAAGGAAAUUAUAAAUGUGUAGACAUACUUUUGAAGUAUGAGGCGAAUGGACAUAAAACAAAUAAAGCUGGAAGAAAUGCCUUAAUGUGUGCAUCACUUAAUGGACAUGAGAAAGUGGUGGAUAUUUUACUUAGAAAUGGAGCUACAGUAAAUGAUGUGGAUACAGAUGCUGGAAGAAAUGCCUUAAUGCAUGCCUCACUUAAUGGAUAUGAAAAUGUGGUUGAUGUUUUGCUUAAGCAUGGAUCAGACGUAAACUAUGUCAACCAAGAAGGACAUAAUGCAUUAAUGUUUGCAAGCUUUAAUGGGCAUACUAAAAUAGUUGAUAUGCUCAUUAAAAAGAGAGCAGAUGUAAAUCAUGUAGAUUCAUAUGGUGAUGAUGCAUUAAUGAUGGCCUCUCAAAACGGACAUGAUAAAUGUGUAGCGAUGCUUUUGAAGAAUGAGGCGGAAGUACAUAAAACAAAUAAAAAUGGAAGAACUGCCUUAAUGUGUGCAUUAUUUAAUGGACAUGAGAAAGUGGUGGAUAUUUUACUUAGAAAUGGAGCUACAGUAAAUGAUGUGGAUACAGAUGGUAAUGAUGCAUUAAUGUUAGCAGCCACAAGAGGUCACCUAAAAUUUAUCGAGUUUUUAAUAAAAACUCAAGCAGAUAGAAUUUUAUUACCUCAAAACAUGCCGAAUGCAUUCACAGCCUCCAUGUUGCAUGGCGUAACUGUUUCAGAUGUGUAUCUAUUUAACAUUGUUUUGACUUUGAUUGGAAACAAUUUUAGAAUUGUAGAAACAAUUUUAUCUUUAGCUCAUGAGAAAUACAUUACAACAAGAACAAAAAUGCUUCUCCGUUUUAUUAGUAAAUCAACAGAUGAAGCAUUGAGCGAAUUUAGAGAAAAUGGUACUGCUGCAGAAUUGUUUGAGGAGAACUUCUGUGAAAAUUCCGACGCUGAUAUCCACAAUUUUAUAAACCAUCACCAUUCUCUCCUGACAAAACGUUUGCCCAAAAACGAGUUUCUAGCUCUUAAGUGGGCGAUGACAGAGAAGUUCCAUGACUAUAUCGUCGGCUCACACAUCAAGGUGGUCACAGACAAUGAUCACCUGUGCUACAUUCUUCGGAAUGCCAAACUGGAUGCUACAAGUCAUCGCUGGCUGGCGUCUCUGUCGAUCUAUGACUUUGACCUGCAGUACAAAAAAGGGUCUACUCACGUAGAUGCCGAUUUAUUGUCCAGACGACACCAGGACGAGCCGGCAGAGGAGGAUGAGCAAUUUCAAGUUUUGCUCGAAGACACAAAAUUUUUGAGGGAAAAGUUUGAGUUGCAAGCUGCCGAGUCGAUUCACAUCGACACACACCUAGUAUCAGCCAUAAUUGCAGCCAAGGGUGGCGAGAGCCAGUCGAAUUUCUCAACGGAUAUGAGAACUAACGGGGAAGGUAUCACAUACAUACCGACUGUCGAACAGGUGGUAAAGGAUCCGUCAUCCAUCAGGGAGGAUAUCUUAGAACAGUCGGGACUGAUCAUGUACAUGAUAAGAUCUAUUUCAUACCCAUCUGGAUGA
Molecule: messenger RNA, 4029 nt
Organism: Physella acuta
Lineage: Eukaryota; Metazoa; Mollusca; Gastropoda; Physidae
Product: serine/threonine-protein phosphatase 6 regulatory ankyrin repeat subunit B-like
Cellular component (GO): cytoplasm
Molecular function (GO): protein binding
Source: RefSeq, a predicted model, not a curated record